Messenger RNA from Pelmatolapia mariae (spotted tilapia), 1017 nucleotides. Its product is annotated as alpha-2,8-sialyltransferase 8E-like. The transcript is spliced from 6 exons. Gene Ontology annotation, molecular function: alpha-N-acetylneuraminate alpha-2,8-sialyltransferase activity. Gene Ontology annotation, biological process: oligosaccharide metabolic process; N-glycan processing. NCBI's taxonomy places the organism in Eukaryota, Metazoa, Chordata, Actinopteri, Cichliformes, Cichlidae. The coding region runs from base 1 to 1017 and encodes 338 amino acids. The record is from RefSeq and is a predicted model, not a curated record.
AUGUUGAAUAUAGAGCUGCCAGGUAGCAGGAAAAAAGAGAAGAGAAGGAGAAGGUUCGUGUAUGUAGUGAAGGAGGACAUGCAGAGGGUUCAUAUGAGGAGGGCACUAGAGAUAGGGGAAUACAUUAACAAAGUAGCAAAGCAUUAUUCUAAACCCUGGAAGAAGCAGGAGAAGAAUUACCAAAGAAUGAGAUUACAGCUGAAAAUCAAUUGCAAUGGGUCCAGAAAUGGUAUUCUUACCCAGGAGAACACUCCAGUGGGAACAAAGCUUAUUCAUCAAAUUAAGAAGAAGACCAUGCAGGUGACUCCAGAGAUUUUCAAGACUUUUAUAAAGGAGCAUCCUUUCUCAGAUAAAAUGUGGGACACCUGUUCAGUUGUUGGGAAUGGUGGGAUCCUGGGGAACAGUGGCUGUGGGAAAAUGAUCGAUUCAGCAGACUUUGUUAUCAGGUGUAACCUAGCUCCUUUAGAAAAGGAAUUUGAGAAGGACGUUGGCUCGAAGACUGACCUUGUGACAGCAAACCCGAGUAUUCUCUAUGAGAAGUACCGUUCUUUGAUGGGUCUUCGCCGUCCAUUUGUGGACAGACUACGAAAGUACGGCAAUGCUCUGCUCCUCCUUCCUGCCUUCCCCGCUGGUAGACAAACUACUGUGUGUCUGCGGGUGGUGCACACCAUAGAGGACUUUAAAAGCCCUAUUCAACCUGUUUUCUUCAACCCUCAGUAUCUUGACAGUGUGGCCCAAUUCUGGCGCUCUGAAGGCCUGAAAGAAGUGCGGCUCAGCACUGGAUUAACUAUGGUUACUUUGGCGCUAGAAUUGUGUAAAAAUGUGCAUCUGUAUGGAUUCUGGCCCUUUGGUAAUCACCCAUAUGGCCUCUAUACUCUGACUAACCACUAUUAUGAUGACAGACCAGUUAAUAAGUAUGUCCAUAAAAUGCCAGCUGAAUUUGACCAGUUGUUGCGGAUGCACAGUCAAGGCGUGCUCAGGCUUCACUUGGGUGACUGUAAAACAGGUGACAACUAG